This is a messenger RNA of Silurus meridionalis, 2813 nucleotides long. Its product is annotated as volume-regulated anion channel subunit LRRC8E. Gene Ontology annotation, molecular function: protein binding. The coding region runs from base 105 to 2531 and encodes 808 amino acids. The record is from RefSeq and is a predicted model, not a curated record. Lineage: Eukaryota; Metazoa; Chordata; Actinopteri; Siluriformes; Siluridae. The transcript is spliced from 3 exons.
CAAGACUCAGUGAGAGAAGAGAAAUGGAGCAGCACUCAUUAGAUGAAGGAACACAGACUUGGGAGGAAUGGUGAACACGUGAGAAAAAGCAGGCAGAUUCCAAAAUGAUUCCGGUUAAUGAGCUCCGAAAUGCUACCUCGGAACAAAAUCCCCGUUUCCGGGUUUUAAAGCCAUGGUGGGACGUCUUCUCUGAGUACCUGUGCAUAACCAUGUUAAUGAUCGGCGUCUUUGGGUGCACCAUGCAGCUAACACAAGAAAAGAUCUCCUGUCUUCCUGAUCGAAUCACUGAAAAACAAGAUGAGGACAUGGACUGCAGUUACCUCUUAAAACCCAGAGCGAACGAUAGCCUAUGGGAGCAUGCCAUCACCAAAAAUAUUGCCCCGAACAUUGUAGAGGUGUUCGGCCGAAAGAACGACCUGGACAUUCACCAGUACAUCUUUAUAAACAGUUACUGCUACGAAAGGGCAGUGCACUGGUAUGGCAAGUACUUUCCGUACCUGGUGGUCAUCCACACCAUGAUCUUUAUGGUAGCAAGCAGUUUCUGGUUCAAAUUUCCUGGGACCUCAUCCAAGAUCGAGCUGUUUGUGUCGAUCCUGGGGAAGUGUUUCGACUCCCCUUGGACCACCCGCGCAAUUAGUGAGGUGUCGGAAGAGAGAGAAGACAUGAUCGCAUGGAAGAAAAACACAGUUAACGUAUCAGCAGUAGAAAACCCUGAUGUGGAGGACAAAACUACUGCUUUUAUGCGCUCUACGUCUGUUGUGUCAGACCGGGAAAAGAAUGUGCUAGAGUCUGAGCCUGCAACAUCUGUGCUGGACAAAAAGGAAGCUGAGCAGGCCAAGGCUCUGUUUGAGAAAGUGAGAAAAUUUCAGACUCAUGUAGAAGAAGCUGACCUUCUUUACCUCAUGUAUGUUUUCCAGACUUCACUCAAAGUGAUCAAAUUUGCCAUCAUCAUUGUUUAUAGUGUUUUCCUUGUACCAAAUAUCGAGAUUGUGGUCACUUGUAGAGUUCCGCCUGAUCUGACUGGAUUUGGUUUGUUCUGCUGUAAUAACAACAAAGCGCACCUCUUCUCAAAACUAGCCUACUGUUACAUUGGAUUUGUCGGCGUGUAUGGACUGCUAUGCAUCUAUUCUCUUUACUGGCUCUUUCAUCGACCACUCAAAUCAUACUCCUUUGAGAAUGUGCGCCUGGAGACAGGGAUCAACGACAUCCCUGAUGUUAAAAAUGACUUUGCGUUCCUUUUGCACCUCAGCGACCAGUACGACCCUCUUUACUCGAAGCGGUUUGCUGUAUUUCUCUCCGAGGUAAGUGCGAGCAGGUUGAGUCAGGUGACCCUCAAUCACGAUUGGCCCAUCAAGAAACUUUGCACACGUCUCUCAAGGAACGCUAGCGACCGCUUAGAACUGCACUUGUUCAUGUUGCCAGGUUUACCCAGCACUGUGUUUGAUGUGCCAGAAUUGGAAUCUCUAAAGCUUGAACAGAUCAAUAACGUAACUAUUCCUGGCACAGUGAACCAGCUUGCUGCUUUACAAGAAAUCUCCCUUAUUCACUGUACUGCCAGAGUUCAGCUAGAAGCCCUCACGUACCUACGAGAGAACCUGAAAAUCCUCCGCCUUACUUUUAGCAACCUAGAGCAAGUCCCUUUGUGGAUGUACACUUUAACAAAUCUGGAAGAGCUCCAUCUGAAUGGGCCCCUCACAAAUGAGCUCCAUCGUGGAGCCACUUUAGACACCUUGAGGGAGCUCAAGAAUCUACGUGUACUGACCUUACGUGGGAAACUCGCCAAGAUCCCUUCCAGUGUUACAGAUGUAGGUGGCCAGCUGCUUAGGUUAUGCGUGCACAAUGAGGGCAGCAGGCUGCACGCCUUCAGCAGUCUGAAGAAGCUAGCAAAAUUGGCAACACUAGAGCUGAUUGGCUGCGAACUGGAGCGCCUUCCCAAUGCUAUUUUCAGCCUCACCAGCCUGCAACAGCUGGAUCUGAAAGAGAACAGGCUUAUCACCGUGGAGGAAAUCCUUAGCCUGCAGCACUGCCGCCGACUGAGCACACUCAGACUAUGGCACAACUCCAUUCGCUUCAUCCCUGAGCAUAUCAACAAACUGCGCUCGCUCGAGACACUCGACUUGAGCUGGAACAAGAUUCAAAGUCUGUCAUUGCACCUGUGCUACUGCACCAAGCUUCGGCACCUGGAUCUCUCGCACAAUCAACUAACCUCGCUGCCCUCAGAGAUUGGUAUCCUGCAGAGUCUCUGGCACCUUUCUGUAGCUUACAACUCACUGGAAGUGCUCCCAGAGGAGUUGUUCUCAUGUAAAAGGCUGAGGACUCUGGAGCUGGGGAAUAACAGAAUUGUCUAUUUAUCGCCAAGGGUUGGGAAUUUGGCUCACUUGGUGUGUCUGGAACUAAAGGGUAACAGGCUGGAGUCUUUGCCUGCCGAAAUAGGUGACUGCAACCUACUGAAAUUGACUGGGAUCAUCAUAGAAGAGAGUCUGAUUGAUACUUUGCCUGCCUAUUUAAAAGCGAGAAUGAAGGAAAGGUGAUUCAAAGAUUGACUUACAUUUGCGUUGAAAAUUUAGAGAUUUUAUCAGAUUCCAGGUAUUUGAUAUGAAAAAACAUACAGCGAUAGUUGUAGUUGCGUAAUUGCGUAAGUGGCUAAUGUAUUUUUUUAUUUAUUUGCCUACUUGUAUAGGAAAACCAAAUGAAACGUGUGAAAGAAACCCUAGUCAAUUUAAAUGAACAGUUAGUGGAUAUUAUUUAUUUGCUGCAUUGAAGUGCCUUUAUAAAAAGUUUGUAUCUUUUUUUUAAUAAAAUGUUUUUAUAAA